Messenger RNA from Solanum verrucosum, 540 nucleotides. RefSeq lists its product as uncharacterized. Bases 1 to 540 code for a protein of 179 amino acids. Lineage: Eukaryota; Viridiplantae; Streptophyta; Magnoliopsida; Solanales; Solanaceae. The record is from RefSeq and is a predicted model, not a curated record. The transcript is spliced from 2 exons.
AUGGAGUCAAUUUUAUGGAACUUAGAAGACAAAUGGAAGCUCUCAACUCAAGAAUCAAUUGCAUUUUUCAUUUGCACUUGUUCCUUAAUCAUUGUAAUUUGCUUAGUUACUGCUUUUUUUAAAAGAAGGGCAGCCACUAGGAGAAAGGGGUUAGUGGGCCAAGACCCGUGUAGCACGGAUAUCGAUGUAGAAUGGUCUGAACCAAAGUUACUGAGUUCGAACACUUCGGUGAAGAAAGUGCUGACGAGUACGGUGAGGUGGAGUGGGCCAAGUAAGUGGGAGGAAAAUCGGAGCACGGAGAGAGUUUCUCCGUUACUUGAGGGCGAGUCUGGGCAGUGGCAUAGCCACAACUCGGACUCGCCCGUGUGGCAAAGGCCAAUAUUGAUGGGUGAAAAGUGUGAGCUACCGAGGUUUAGUGGGCUUAUUUUGUAUGAUGAGAGAGGAAUGCCGAUUCAUCAUGUUGACAAUGAUCAAUUCAACGUUAAUCAGGAAAAUGUGGAUGUUGUUGGGAGAACUACUCUGAAGGACUUGCUGCUGUGA